Molecule: messenger RNA, 1506 nt
Organism: Procambarus clarkii (red swamp crayfish)
Lineage: Eukaryota; Metazoa; Arthropoda; Malacostraca; Decapoda; Cambaridae
Source: RefSeq, a predicted model, not a curated record
AUGAACCAAAUGGAUAUUGGUAAUGGGGAAGCAGUUGGCAUUGAGAAAUUGGGAAAUGAUGAAGAGAGGAAAGUAAAUGAAGAAGGAGUUGAAGAUGAAAAGGGAGAUGAAGAAAGGGGAGAAGAUGAAGAUAAAAAGGUAACUGAAGAGGAAGUCGAAGAUAUAAAGGUAAUUGAAGAUGAAGAUAUAAAGGUAAUUGAAGAAGAAGAUGAAGAUAAAAAGGUAAAUGAAGAGGAAUAUGAAAAAAUCAAGUUUUUUAGAAAUAAAUUUGAAGCUCCAUUUAAAUAUGACUCUAAUUUCAAAAAAUUUAAAGAAUUGAAAAACAUUAGUAUUAAACCUCAUUUAAAAUCUUUAAAUAUUUUAACAGAAGAUAUAGGGAGUAUCAAUUCAGAAAAAUUGAGAGCAAAUCUACUUGAUACUUGGAACAAUGAAAUACCCCCUAUAUACCCUUCUGAAGUUCUCCCAGAGAGUGAAUAUACUGUUACUGAAAUGAUUGAACCCUUUUUGAUUAAAAAUCCAGGACGUUUUACAUUGUUCCCAAUUAAAAAUCAUGAUAUCUUUAAAAUGUAUAAGAAGGUGCUAGCAUCAUUUUGGACAGUUGAAGAAGUAGACUUGUCAAAGGAUAUUGUAGAUUGGGAACAGAAACUUAAUGAAGAGGAACGUCACUUCAUUUCACAUGUUCUAGCAUUUUUUGCCGCAUCAGGUGGUAUCGUCAAUGAAAAUCUUGUUAAACGUUUCUGCCAAGAGGUACAAAUACCAGAAGUGAGGUGUUUUUAUGGUUUUCAGAUUGCCAUGGAAAAUAUUCACAAUGAAAUGUACAGUUUACUUAUUAAUACAUACAUAAAAGAUUUACAGGAGCAGAACAGAUUAUUUAAUGCUAUUGAAACGCUGCCAGCUGUUAAGAAAAAAGCUGAUUGGGCUCUAAGGUGGAUUACCAAUAGAACGGCAACAUAUGCCGAACGCAUUGUUGCCUUUGCUGCAGUAGAGGGUAUUUUCUUUAGUGGUUCAUUUGCUGCAAUAUUUUGGUUAAAAAAACGUGGUUUAAUGCCAGGUCUAACCUUCAGUAAUGAACUGAUUUCUAGAGAUGAAGGGUUACACACAGAUUUUGCUUGCUUGAUAUUUAAGUACUUGAUUAAUAAGCCUGAUCAGAAAUAUGUAUAUUCUAUCAUUGAUAAUGCUGUGAAGAUUGAACAAGAAUUUUUAACAGAUGCCUUGCCAAUCAAACUAAUUGGUAUGAACUGUAAUCUAAUGGGGAAGUAUAUAGAAUUUGUGGCUGACCGACUUCUCUUUGAACUCGGUUUUAAGAAACUUUAUAAUGUAGAAAAUCCAUUUGACUUUAUGGAAAAUAUCUCAUUAGAAGGGAAAACUAAUUUUUUUGAAAAAAAAGUAAGUGAAUAUCAAAAAUAUGGUGUAAUGAAUUCAGAUCAAUACAGUGUUUUUACAUUAGAUUCAGACUUUUAGUUAAUUAGUUGAUGGAUGGAAUAGAACAUGUUUUUUUAUAUAGAA